ACGGGGACCCUGCAUACACGUGACAGUCAGCUGACGCCACCCGGAAGCUUUGAGGAAGUAUAAGAUCAUAACAAGAAAACUGCUACUCACAGCUUGAAUUUGGCAGUUAUUUGUGAUUAUUAGUUAUGGAGUCCACCCUCGAGCAACAUCUCGAUGAUACCAUGAAAAAUCCAGCAGUUGUCGGUGUGCUUUGCACGGAUCAACAAGGACACAACUUGGGCUGCCGUGGCUCACUGUCUGAUGAACACGGAGGCGUUGUGUCAGUUUUGUCCAAACAAGCUGCAGCUCUCACGAGAGACCCAACAGACACUCCGACUGUGUGCCUGGAGUCCGAGUCAGGAAACAUUCUGGUGAGGAGUCACGGGACCAUCACAGUAGCAGUUCACAAGAUAGCAUCCUGAAGACAACAUGACUUCACUGCAGAGUUUUUACCGUGAAGAAAUGUGCAUGUAAGCACACAUCAUGAUCACAUAAUCUCAAUGAACUUUGAUGAUGGGUUUCAGUUUGCAAGAGAAAUCUGGAGUUUCACUGUCUGUUGUGUUUGCUUUAUAUUCAGAUUCCAUAUUUAAACUAGGACAAUGCAAACUUUCUAAUACACUGAGUGUCCUUCCUUUUUGUGUGUGUGUGUGUAUACAAAAACAAAUCUACACCAAUCUGUCAUUAAUGCUGACUUGUUAAUGUCAUGUACAAAUUAUGCAUCUUAAUGCUUUAUGUGUGUGGCUUUGCUCCAUAUUCUCAAAUCCAAGUCAGUCAUACACAGAAUAACAGGCUUUAAUAAACUUUAACUUGACUUUGUGCUGCC
Scatophagus argus is the source of this 802-nucleotide messenger RNA. RefSeq names its product late endosomal/lysosomal adaptor, MAPK and MTOR activator 5 (gene lamtor5). The record is from RefSeq and is a predicted model, not a curated record. Gene Ontology annotation, molecular function: guanyl-nucleotide exchange factor activity. Lineage: Eukaryota; Metazoa; Chordata; Actinopteri; Scatophagidae. The transcript is spliced from 4 exons. Gene Ontology annotation, cellular component: Ragulator complex; cytoplasm; lysosome. Gene Ontology annotation, biological process: cellular response to amino acid stimulus; positive regulation of TORC1 signaling. The coding region runs from base 126 to 401 and encodes 91 amino acids.